UUUGCGACCCCACUAACCUUGUCUUUAGCAACCUCAUUUUUCUUUAAGGCUUAUCUUCUACUUGAUACUCUCUCCGUCAGCUAUUUGAAAUUGUUCAUCUAAGUUCUAACCACUCCCUUCCCGUAGAUACACACACACCACUUCACCCCAGGUUGUGGAUUCAAAUAAUUUUUCUAAGCUUUCGUGGUUUAGAAAAGUUUCUCCUUGUUCCUUUGGUCUUAAGUUUUCAGUUCAAUGGCGAAGGUUGCUGGUGAUCUUCCUUUGUACAGCUGCAGGAAUUGCCAAAAUCCUAUUGCGCUUCGCAGUGACCUUCUUUCUAAGGCUUAUAUUGGAAAAUCUGGGCCAGCAUAUUUGUUUAGUCAUGCAAUGAACAUCAUUGUUGGGCGAAAAGAGGACAGGAAGCUCAUAACUGGUGCAUACAGUGUUGCUGACAUCUAUUGUUGCAACUGUGGGGAGAUCCUAGGCUGGAAAUACUUACGUGUUUAUGAGGUGAAACAAAAGUUCAAGGAAGGGAAGUUCAUAAUUGAGACAGCAAAAAUCGCCAGGGAAUAUUAAUAAUCCUAAAUGUGAAGACAAUAUCCAUAACAGUUUCCAUUAGAAAAAAGGGUCCCUACUUCAUUUUUCCCAGAUAGAAUAUUAGCAUGUUGGUUCCACAUUUUCAGCUAUACUCACUAUAGGGUCCUUUGUACCCAAAACUUGAAGGUUUUUUGGAUAAUUAAGUUCUAUAUUGCUGAUCUGAUAAAAA
Carya illinoinensis is the source of this 745-nucleotide messenger RNA. Its product is annotated as protein yippee-like At4g27740. NCBI's taxonomy places the organism in Eukaryota, Viridiplantae, Streptophyta, Magnoliopsida, Fagales, Juglandaceae. The record is from RefSeq and is a predicted model, not a curated record. Bases 235 to 555 code for a protein of 106 amino acids. The transcript has 2 exons.